AUGACACAAAUUGGAAGUAGGAUAAGUGAAAGUGGAGCUUCAAAUGAGAGCACACCUAACACCUCAUCUCCCAAUGAGGUUGAAGUUGAUGUCGAUACUUCAAAGAAAAGGAAACUCAUGGAACCUAGAGCUACUUGUUGGAAGCAUUUUGACAAGUUCACCGAUGAAAGUGGAGCUAAGAAAGCCAAAUGCAAGUAUUGUGCGAAACCUUAUGCAGCUUCUACAUCAAGUAACGGUACGUCGUCAAUGAAUACUCAUAUGAGAACAUGUCCUAAAUUUCCUCGUGACACCGUAGAUAAAGGUCAAAAUCUAAUUAAUUUUCUACCAUCUUCAAUGGGAGCAAAGGAAGGAGUGAUUAGCACUUGGAAAUUUGACCAAGCACAAAGUAGGAGAGCUUUAGCCAAAAUGAUAAUUGUUGACGAGCUACCGUUUAGUUUUGUUGAGAAAGAGGGCUUAAAAACUUCAUGA
Solanum verrucosum is the source of this 468-nucleotide messenger RNA. RefSeq names its product zinc finger BED domain-containing protein RICESLEEPER 1-like. The transcript has a single exon. Bases 1 to 468 code for a protein of 155 amino acids. NCBI's taxonomy places the organism in Eukaryota, Viridiplantae, Streptophyta, Magnoliopsida, Solanales, Solanaceae. Gene Ontology annotation, molecular function: DNA binding. The record is from RefSeq and is a predicted model, not a curated record.